AUGUUGGAACUAGAUCAACCAGCAGGAGUUGUUGACAGGCGCGAAGCCGAAAUGUCAGUAAUAGGAUGCAUUAUCGAGGACCUCAACACGAACCCGAUACUACUCGAACAUAUUGCUCCAGCCAUGAUCCAUUACAACGGAAGCAAGGGACAGGAUCCGUUCAUGAUUACCGUUGCCGCCGACGACCUAGGCAGCUCUGCAAACCAGGCGGUCCGCAGGUCUGGCGCCAGGAAGACAGCUAUCAUGAUCGCUCUCUGUUUAGCUGGCUUUCUUGCCUCUUUGGAUAUCGUCAUUACCGGGACUGCCUUGCCAACCAUCGCCAAGGAUCUGCUUGCCUCAAGCCUCGAGUACUCAUGGGUUGGAUCAGCGUACCUCCUCGCCUCUGCAAGUCUUCUCACCGUGUGGGUCAGGUUAUCGGAUAUUUUUGGCCGCAAAACGGUCAUGAUCGUCUGUUAUCUCCUAUUUCUUUCUAGGACCCUGGUUUCCGCGCUGUCCCAAAUAUCCCGAUGCUCAUUGCCGGCCGAGCCCUUCAAGGGGCAGGAGGGGCAAGAACGGGGCUUCUACAUCAGUGUCUACAGCGCUGCGACCGCGACUGGGGCAAUUCUCGGGCAAAUUGUGGGUGGAGUCUUGACUGGAUCAGGUCCGGAGCUGGGUGCCGAAAUUAUUGAUAGUUCUCGCACAGCUUCAUACCCCCCCCCUAUCUUCGAACGCUCUCAACUCCAUCAAAUCGACUCGAAAUUUACUAAAAAAUGGCUCGAACAAACAGAACAGCUAGGAGAACCUGCAGAUUAG
Molecule: messenger RNA, 792 nt
Organism: Endocarpon pusillum Z07020
Lineage: Eukaryota; Fungi; Ascomycota; Eurotiomycetes; Verrucariales; Verrucariaceae
Exons: 2
Coding region: 1-792 (263 amino acids)
Biological process (GO): transmembrane transport
Molecular function (GO): transmembrane transporter activity
Source: RefSeq, a predicted model, not a curated record